Molecule: messenger RNA, 2202 nt
Organism: Rodentolepis nana
Lineage: Eukaryota; Metazoa; Platyhelminthes; Cestoda; Cyclophyllidea; Hymenolepididae
Source: the annotation of a GenBank genome assembly
AUGUAUCCAGUAAAUAGUGGUAAUGGGCCUCCAGUUUCUUCUCAAGGAAAUUGGCCAUCAGCCUCCAACGCAUCUAGCUCUGCGCAGCAGCGAACUGUUCCACCGCAAACGAUCUCAUUUCCAUCAACACAACCUCAAGGCAUGAUGAGAUCAAGGAUUUCUCCAACAGGAGUGACAAUUAUUAAUCCCUCUUCCAAUUCAGAAUCACAACCCGCAUCUCCUGAUCAAGUUCGUAGCAGCUAUCUUUGCCUCCUUGGACUAGCCGAAUUCUUCCGUAAAUCCAGUCCGCCAAAUAUUCGGCUUGCCAUACAUUGCCUCAAAGCCAUUCUUGUCUACAAACUACCUGUUAAUUUUGAGGCGAGAACUCAUCUCCAGCUGGGGAAACUACUUUUCAUGUAUAGCAAGAACGACGAUUUAAUCAAACUCCAUCUUGAUAAAGCUAGGGUCCUUAGUGCUCACUUGCGAGCUCCAGAUGAUUUAAUUAAAUUUGAGGCUGCUGACCUUCUCGCAGACUUCUUUGAAAGAAAAGGCAAAAGAUAUGAGGCUACUUGCAUUCUCAACGAUACCCUUAGGUUUUCCCCAGAUAAUCCUUAUUGGCACUGUCGGCUGUUACUUAAACGGGCUCAAGCCUGUGUUGCAGAUAGGGAUAUUAAUUCCGCUUGUGAGCUGCUUGCCCGGGGGUCAGAAUUCGCACAAAGUCGGGAAUCAGAAUAUACUCGCGGUCUCUUUUUGCUCAGUAAAUGCAUGUUAUUGCUAGCAAGUAGGCAGUUGCCUGAAGUGACUAACACUCUUACAGUUGCCAACCGAUUGAUUGAAAAUCUCAAUGGGACUAAUUAUCAGAGGGAGGCGUUGCGGUUAUUCUAUCUCAUCAAUCAUGUCUCCCUUUUCCUACUGGCUGGUCGGGCCAAAUCAGCUCUUCCUAUCCUGCGACAACUUCAACAGAGCAUUCAGUAUUUUGCUUCGAUGGAAGAAAUGAAUGUACAGAACACGAAAGAAGUGGAUCGUUUUCAAUGGAUGCCUCGUGAAUACAUAAUUAUUCUCAUCUAUCUGAUCACAGUGAUGCAGUAUAUGCAAUCGGGAUCCUUACAACGCGCUCAACAUGCUGCCGAAAAGGCUUUUACACGAAUUGACAACCUUUCUGAUUUUGACACCAACCCCCUCCUCACUGUCUUCAAACUCUCCCUCCUCGAACACACCAUCAUGUGCCGGCUGGUGAUGGGGAAGAACACGAAAGCUGUGGAGGGAGUGGGUCUGGCUUGCAGGAUCUGUCAUGUGAACCCUGCACUCAUGCAUCGUAGACGGCCGCAGCUCCACACACUGAUUGGGCUCUAUGCUAUGUCCAUGAACUGCAUGAAUCAGGCCGAGAAACAAUUUAAUCUUGCAUUAAGGUAUAUGGCUGAAUCUCAAGCUGGUGCAGGUAGUGGUGGUAGCAGUGGUAGUUCACGAGUUCCAGGUCCAGCACCCAGUUCCUCAGCUCCUCACACUUCCUCAUCCGUCGCACCAUCCACUUCAACUGCCGGUGCUGGUAACUUAGCAAUUCCCGGAGGCAUUGAGGGGGCAAAUUCCAUCGUUGAAGGCCCCACUACUGAUUUUUCCUCCACUCUCUCUGGUGGACCGCGCGACUUCUUAUCAGUGCUUAUAUGCCUCAAUCUCGCUUUGGUCUACAUCCGCAAAGGGGAUAUUAGGUCCUGCGAGUCCAUCGUCAAGGAGGUCUUCACAUCUGGUCUCCAAGUCUUGGAGGGCUGCUACUGUUUGCGAGCAGCUGCGGCUUAUGUAAGGGGUUUCCAGGCUUUUAUUGAGGGCAAUUUCCCCGAAGCCAAAGCUAAUCUCCGCGAAACUAUUCGGCUGAGUCAAGAGGAAGAGCUCAAUCGACUUUCCACAUCGGCCUUCAUCACUCUUGGUCAAAUCCAGUUGAAUGAAAGAAACAUUCAGGAGGCGAAUACGUUGAUAACCAAAGCAAUAAUGGUAGCAAAAAAACUACCCGACAUUGGUGUUCAGUUGUGGGCGACAACAUUACUGAAGGAUCUUGCAAACCUUCGCCAAAUGCCUGAGGAGGAGCGACAUUGGUUUGCUGAACACGAUCAGUUUUCUCAAGCCAUUAUCAAUGAACAUAUGCAGGCGAACAAUUCCCCUGAGCAUAAUCUUAUCAAUGUAAGUUUAAUGCAAUCAAUUAAAUUUGUUCACUUUUCUUUAAGAUAUUAG